Molecule: messenger RNA, 1985 nt
Organism: Eleginops maclovinus (Patagonian blennie)
Lineage: Eukaryota; Metazoa; Chordata; Actinopteri; Perciformes; Eleginopidae
Gene: alg8
Product: ALG8 alpha-1,3-glucosyltransferase
Exons: 12
Coding region: 26-1678 (550 amino acids)
Biological process (GO): protein N-linked glycosylation
Cellular component (GO): endoplasmic reticulum membrane
Molecular function (GO): dolichyl pyrophosphate Glc1Man9GlcNAc2 alpha-1,3-glucosyltransferase activity
Source: RefSeq, a predicted model, not a curated record
CCCAUUGAAACCCGUCAGAGGUGUCAUGGCGGCGGCGGAGAGCUCCUGGUUCCCAGCUCUAGCUUUGGGAGUUUCUCUCUUCAAAUGUCUGUUUAUCAGCGCCUAUCACUCCACAGACUUCGAGGUGCACAGGAACUGGCUCUCCAUCACCCACAGCCUGCCUCUGGACCGCUGGUACCACGAGAACACGUCCGAGUGGACCCUGGAUUACCCCCCCCUGUUCGCCUGGUUCGAGCUGGCUCUGUCUCAGGGGGCUCGGCUGGUGCACCCCCCCAUGCUGCUGCUGCAGAACCUGAACUACAGCAGCCCGGCAGCCGUCCUCUACCAGAGAGUCACCGUCAUCCUGACCGACCUGCUGCUCAUCUGGGGAGUCAGGGAGUGCUGCCGGUGCCUUCAGGGGCAGAAAGGAUCGCGGGACGUUCUGAACCGGCCGCCCUUCGUCCUGGCCGUCCUGCUACUCUGGAACUUCGGCCUCUUCAUCGUCGACCAUAUUCAUUUCCAGUAUAACGGCUUCCUGUUUGGAUUCCUGCUGCUGUCCGUCGCAAAACACAUGCAGGUACAUGCUCUUAUUUUGGAAGGGUCUGAUGUCAGAAAAUUGGUUAAACUCUUAUUUUGGAAGAGUGUAAAGUCCUCAGUGUUGUCUGUGCUGCAGGGCCUCCACCUGCAGGGGGCGCUGCUGUUCGCCGUGCUGCUGAACCUGAAGCACAUCUACCUGUACGUGGCCCCGGCGUACGGAGUCUACCUGCUGAGGAGCUACUGCUUCCCCCAGGACAGCGCAGACGGCUCGGUGCGGUGGAGGAGUUUCAGUUUGCUCCGCCUGAUGGCGCUGGGGGGCAUCGUGCUGUCUGUCUGCUUCCUGUCGUUCGGACCCUUCAUCCUCAUGGGUCAGCUCCCCCAGGUUCUGUCCCGGCUCUUCCCCUUUAAGAGGGGCCUCUGCCACGCCUACUGGGCCCCCAACGUCUGGGCCCUGUACAACGGGCUGGACAAGACCCUGACCCUGCUGGGUGUCCGUCUGGAGCUGCUGCAGGAGGCGGAGCUUCCUAAAGCCUCCAUGACGGGGGGGCUUGUUCAGGAGUUCCAGCACACGGUCCUGCCCUCCGUCACCCCCCCCAUCACCCUGCUGUGCACUGUGCUCUCCAUCCUGCCGGCGCUGGUGUCCCUGUGGAGGCGUCCCCGCAGCGCUCUGCGUUUCCUGCGCUGCCUGCUGCUCUGCGCUCUGGGAUCCUUCCUGUUCGGCUGGCACGUCCACGAGAAGGCCGUGCUGCUCGCCAUCCUGCCGCUCAGCCUCCUGGCGGUGCAGAGCAGAGAGGAUGCUGGGAUAUUCCUGCUGCUGUCCACCACGGGUCAUUACUCUCUGUUCCCGCUGCUCUUCACCCCCGCAGAGCUGCCCAUCAAAGUGCUGCUGAUGCUGCUGUUCACCCUCUACUCCUUCAGCGCUCUGACACACCUGCACAGGGCCCCCCUGCUGCUGCCUUUGGAGACCCUGUACCUGGUGGGGCUGCUCCUGCUCGCUCUCUGCUGUGAGGUCCUGUUCCCUCUCUCCCCCUGGGGAGGGAGGCUGCCCUUCCUCCCCCUGCUGGCCUCCUCCCUGUACUGCUCGCUGGGAGUCUGCUACUGCUUCCUGCGUCUGUACUGCAGCAUGCUGAGGGGGGGGGCCGAGAGGCCCAAACAGCACUGAAAGACCCCACCCUACAGCCCCACCUGCCCACGUGCCCUUGAGCAAGGCACCGGCCAAUCAGAGUGACUCUUUACUAAAUCUCUGUCGGUCCUGCCUGCCUAGCGAUGUUAGGCCUGAUGUUCCCUGAAGGCAGCAUCUCCUCGUCCAAUGGGAUUCCUCCCUGUGUUACUGGAUCAGAACGUGUCUCUGAACCUGUCUGCCUGACGGGGGCCGGAGGAGACCCUCUGACCCCACGAGGACCAGAAGAAGCAGAGAGACUUUGAGAAGUUUUUCUACAUUUUCAAAUAAAAAGGAAGGUUCAUUUCUC